Molecule: messenger RNA, 1910 nt
Organism: Dendronephthya gigantea
Lineage: Eukaryota; Metazoa; Cnidaria; Anthozoa; Malacalcyonacea; Nephtheidae
Product: N6-adenosine-methyltransferase non-catalytic subunit-like
Exons: 12
Coding region: 88-1554 (488 amino acids)
Cellular component (GO): nucleus; RNA N6-methyladenosine methyltransferase complex
Molecular function (GO): mRNA binding
Source: RefSeq, a predicted model, not a curated record
UUAAAGGAAUUUUGUUUUUUAGUGCAAUUUUAUGUUGGUUGGUCGUACAGAUCUCUGGAAGUCGCAAAGUAAAGGUUAUAUGUUAAAAUGAGUGAGAGAUUGAAGGCGAUCAAAGAAAAAUCUAAACUAAGAAGACAGCUACUGGCGCCAAUACUUGGUGCUAGCGAUACUGACGGUAUUGGUCAGGUUCUGGGAAACAAGUCGGACGUUGUUGCCAAACCUGAUGUGAAACCAAAAGGUCAGACUAAAGCUCCAGAAAAGAAGACUAAGGAGGAAUCUUCAUCAUCAAAAAGGAAAGCUGUUGAGGCAUUUGAACUUCCUGGUAUUCAGGCUGAAACAUCUCCCAAGGUUGUGACACCAGAAGAGAAAGCACCGCCAAAGAAGAAGCCAAAGAAAGAGUAUGCAGAUGAGGAUGAUUAUUCUGAGGGAGAAUUUGAGGAAAUGCAAGAGGCAUUUUAUAAAGACUCAAGUACUUUCUUAAAGGGUACCCAAAGUGCAAACCCUCACAACGAUUAUUGUCAGCACUUUGUAGAUACUGGACAGCGACCCCAGAACUUUAUUCGUGAUGUUGGUUUGGCUGAUCGUUUCGAAGAAUAUCCCAAACUUAAAGAGCUUAUUAGACUGAAGGAUGAAAUUAUUGCCAAGAGAGCUACGCCACCAAUGUAUUUGCAAUGUAAUCUUGAAACAUUUGAUCUACGAGAGUUGGAGUGUAAGUUUGACGCCAUAUUAGUUGAUCCACCUUUGGAAGAAUACCAGCGUCGAGGCUCUGGAAUCUCGCACAACUGGCGGCCAUGGACCUGGGAAGAGAUUAUGAAACUAGAAAUUGAAGAAAUAGCCGCACAGAGAUCUUUCAUUUUCUUAUGGUGUGGCUCGCAUGAGGGAUUGAUUGAAGGUCGAAAGUGUCUUCGCAAGUGGGGUUUUCGUCGUUGCGAGGACAUUUGCUGGAUCAAAACAAACAAGAAAAAUCCCGGAAAUGUGAAAUUCCUAGAACCGAAUGCGAUAUUUCAACACACGAAAGAACAUUGCUUGAUGGGGAUCAAGGGAACGGUUCGAAGAAGUACUGAUUUUGACUUUAUCCACGCCAAUGUGGACAUUGACCUUAUCAUUACUGAAGAGCCACCAAUAGAGAGCACGGAAAAACCCGAAGAAAUCUUUCAUAUUAUUGAACAUUUUUGUUUGGGAAGAAGACGUCUUCAUUUGUUCGGUAAUGACAGCACUUUACGACCAGGUUGGUUAACAGUCGGUCAAGACCUUUCCAGUUCAAAUUUCUCCAGCGAAACUUAUAACUCGUAUUUCAACAGCACACCGACCGACUACCUCGUCGGCGACACGCCGGAAAUCGAGAAUCUCCGACCGAAGUCCCCGAAGGCAAAGAACAAAGGGGAUGGCGGGAAAGGUCGCGGGGGACCUGGUGGUCCCGCGUGGUCGACACGCGGUAUGCGGGGAAUCGGGGGACGCGGAGGUAUCGGAGGAAGGGGAGGGUUAACUAGGGGUAUCGGGUUUUCUAUCCGUGGUAACCGUGGGUUAAGCAGAGGUGGAUUUCCGACGCGAUGAAUGGAGUUUAUUAUAAAAAAACACGUUUUAUAUAGUUUUCUUUUUCCGUAAUUCUUUAGCGAAUAAAGAACAAUACUAAAGGAUAAUUUUUUCUAAUUAUAGACAGGCUAGGCUUAAUAAAUAACAACGUCAUAUGAUAAAUAUUUCGAUUCUUGUCAGGACACGUAUGCCGGUGACGGUGUUGUAAUUGCAAAUUUCUAUUUUAAUCAUUCCAUCAAAUUUAAAGCAAGGAUUAAAGAAUUGUAAUCACUGGGAAUCUGGGGCCGGUUGUUCGAAAGGCGUUUAGCUUAAACAGUAGAUAAGUUAGAAAUGGAAAAACCAAUUUAUCUAUUUAUUGAACAACUGAUCUGAAAUAU